Budorcas taxicolor (takin) is the source of this 2539-nucleotide messenger RNA. It is a transcript of the gene THOP1, whose product is annotated as thimet oligopeptidase 1. The transcript has 13 exons. Lineage: Eukaryota; Metazoa; Chordata; Mammalia; Artiodactyla; Bovidae. The record is from RefSeq and is a predicted model, not a curated record. The coding region runs from base 143 to 2206 and encodes 687 amino acids. Gene Ontology annotation, cellular component: mitochondrial intermembrane space. Gene Ontology annotation, molecular function: metalloendopeptidase activity. Gene Ontology annotation, biological process: peptide metabolic process; proteolysis.
CGUCUCCCAGCAUUCAGCGAGCGCGCGGGCGGCGGGCGCCUCGGUCUGUACGUUUUCGAUCUCUGAGUGGACGGAGGCUGCUGGCCGCUGCGCGGACACGGACGAGGUGGAGGCAGGGGCCGCCAGUGCGCACCCGCCAGCUAUGAAGCCUCCUGCAGCCUGCACAGGGGAUGCCCUGGACGUGGCAGCGCCGUGCUCGGCCGUGAACCACCUCCGAUGGGACCUGAGUGCCCAGCAGAUUGCCGAGCUUACCACCGAACUCAUCGAGCAGACCAAGCGCGUGUAUGACCGCGUGGGCGCCCAGGAGCCCCAGGAUGUGUCCUACGAGAACACGCUCAAGGCGCUGGCUGACGUGGAGGUGUCCUACACAGUUCAGAGGAACAUCCUUGACUUCCCCCAGCACGUCUCUCCCUCCAAGGACAUCCGCACAGCCAGCACAGAGGCAGACAAGAAGCUGUCGGAGUUUGAUGUGGAAAUGAGCAUGAGGCAGGACGUGUACCAGAGGAUUGUCUGGCUGCAGGAGAAGGUCCAGAAGGACUCGCUGAGACCCGAGGCAUCAAGGUACCUGGAGCGACUAAUCAAACUGGGCCGGAGGAACGGGCUACACCUGCCAGAGGAGACACAGGAGAAAAUCAAGAGCAUCAAGAAGAAGCUGAGUCUCCUGUGCAUCGACUUCAACAAGAACCUGAACGAGGACACGACCUUCCUGCCGUUCACACGCGAGGAGCUGGGAGGGCUCCCUGAAGACUUUCUAAAUUCACUGGAGAAGACCGAGGAUGAGAAACUGAAGGUCACACUCAAGUACCCGCACUACUUUCCCCUCCUGAAGAAAUGCCAUGUGCCUGAGACCCGGAGGAAAGUGGAGGAGGCCUUCAACUGCCGGUGCAAGGAGGAGAACUGCGCUAUUCUCAGGGAACUGGUGAGGCUGCGGGCUCAGAAGUCCCGUCUGCUGGGGUUCAGCACGCACGCCGACUAUGUGCUAGAGAUGAACAUGGCCAAGACCAGCCAGGUGGUGGCCACUUUCCUAGAUGAGCUGGCGCAGAAGCUGAAGCCACUUGGGGAGCAGGAGCGGGCUGUGAUCCUGGAGCUGAAGAGGGCGGAGUGCGAGCAGCGCGGCCUGGCCUUCGAUGGGCGCAUCAACGCCUGGGACAUGCGCUACUACAUGAACCAGGUGGAGGAGACGCGUUACUGUGUGGACCAGAAUCUGCUCAAGGAGUACUUUCCCAUGCAGGUGGUGACCCGCGGGCUGCUGGGCAUCUACCAGGAGCUCCUGGGCCUCAGCUUCCAGCUGGAGGAGGGCGCCGCCGUGUGGCAUGAGGAUGUGGCACUCUAUGCCGUGCGGGAUGCAGCCUCGGGCAAGCUCAUCGGCAAGUUCUACCUGGACCUCUACCCCCGGGAAGGCAAGUAUGGGCAUGCGGCCUGCUUUGGCCUGCAGCCAGGCUGCCUACGGAAGGAUGGGAGCCGCCAGAUCGCCAUCGCUGCCAUGGUGGCCAACUUCACCAAGCCCACACCCGAUGCGCCCUCCCUGCUGCAGCACGAUGAGGUGGAGACCUACUUCCACGAGUUCGGCCACGUGAUGCACCAGCUCUGCUCCCAGGCCGAGUUUGCCAUGUUCAGCGGGACGCAUGUGGAGCGGGACUUUGUGGAGGCCCCGUCACAGAUGCUGGAGAACUGGGUGUGGGAGGCAGAGCCUCUGCUCCGGAUGUCCCAGCACUACCGCACGGGGAGCUCCAUCCCCCAGGAGCUGCUGGACAAGCUCAUCAAGUCCCGCCAGGCCAAUACAGGUCUUUUCAACCUGCGCCAGAUCGUCCUGGCCAAGGUGGACCAGGCCUUGCACACGCAGACAGCCGCAGACCCAGCCAAGGAGUACGCCCGCUUGUGCCAGGAGAUCCUUGGGGUCCCCGCCACGCCAGGGACCAACAUGCCUGCAACCUUUGGCCACCUGGCAGGUGGCUAUGAUGCCCAGUACUAUGGCUACCUAUGGAGUGAGGUAUACUCUGCUGACAUGUUCCACACGCGCUUCAAGCAGGAGGGUGUCCUGAGUGGCAAGGUCGGCAUGGACUACAGAAGCUGCAUCCUGAGGCCGGGUGGCUCCGAGGACGCCAGUGUCAUGUUGAAGCUCUUCCUGGGUCGUGAUCCCAAGCAGGACGCCUUCCUCCUGAGCAAAGGGCUGCAGGUGGACGGCUGUGAGCCGCCAGCCUGCUGAUGGCACAGGGCUCUGGCUCCCCACCCUGGCGGGCCUGGCCGCGUGCUACCUGCCCAGGUGCCUUAGUGCCCAGUUGGGGCAGGUGGGGGACUCCAGCCCAGGGACAUGGCACGGGAGGGGUUGCGUGUCCCUCCCCCCGCGCGCGCCCCCCCGCCCAGUCCCUGUGUCCCCAUUGGCUCACGUGGGCUGAAAGGUCUCCACCUGGAGGUGUCUGGAAAGUCUCCUGUCUAGUCAAGACUCCUCUUUGUUGCACUAAUGCAGCCCUUUCCUGGGAGUUUCCCUAGUUAAAAAACAAUUCUUUGAAAUGCAGCCAUUAAAAAAAAAAAAGACCCA